Molecule: messenger RNA, 2170 nt
Organism: Annulohypoxylon truncatum
Lineage: Eukaryota; Fungi; Ascomycota; Sordariomycetes; Xylariales; Hypoxylaceae
Product: NCS1 nucleoside transporter family protein-like protein
Exons: 4
Coding region: 217-1911 (564 amino acids)
Biological process (GO): nucleobase transport; transmembrane transport
Cellular component (GO): plasma membrane
Molecular function (GO): nucleobase transmembrane transporter activity
Source: RefSeq, a predicted model, not a curated record
CUUGGCCUUCUCGCCAUGAUAGAGCUAACCGGCCGACCAUGAUUCCACCCGGAAGGUAACAUGGUGUUUUGCACGCUGAAUGGCUGAUUCUGUUCUGUGGCAUUUUGUGCAGGUACCGCAGCUUACGGCAUGUAUAAUACCCCGUAGGACCGCAUUGAAGGCUCGCCGACCUUUGGACUUGACUUUUGUCAUGUCGGCCCUCAGAAUACUGUAACCAUGGCUGUCGGCUUAAGAUCUCGUUUUGAGACUGUUAAGGAGAAGGUCCGUUUACACGGCGAUGAGAGUCGACACGAGCAAACGGAUCAGUGGUGCAAUCGGGACUUGGUCCCCUUACCACCCAACCGAAGAACAUGGGGCUGGUUUCAUUACUACGGUUUUUGGACUUUGUCGUCGUUGAAUAUCACGAACUGGCAGACUCCAAGUACUUUCUUGACGGAAGGGUUGUCGGUUUCCCAGUCUAUGUUGAUAAUCGUCAUUGGCCGUUUCAUGAUAGCCGCCUUCUCUACUGUGGUUGCCUGGUGUGGUCUGCGAUGGCAUAUCGGCUUCACAAUCCAGAAUCGCUUCACUUGGGGCAUGCGAGGAAGUUACAUACCCCUGCUACAGCGAGUCUUGCUUAACUUCAUAUGGAACGCCAUCCAGUGUUGGAAUGGCGGACGACUCGCCGCCGUAUGCAUGACAGCUCUCUGGCCCUCCUACGCCAAGAUGCGAAAUUUCCUGCCUGAAAGCCUACCAACAACUGGUGAUGAAUUUGUAGGCUUCAUCGUCUUCUGGGUCCUGUCAACGCCGCUUCUGUGGAUCCCACCCGAAAAAUUCAAGAUCCCAUUCCUGUUCACGUCCAUAUACAGCGCCCUUGGCAUGAUCUCUAUGAUGAUAUGGGCCCUGUCAACUGCAAAGGGCGUGGGUCCCCUUAUGAAUACCGGCGUGGCCCUUCCUGAGGGUUCUCUAUGGAACGUGUCCUGGCUCUUGAUGGCCGGCAUUAAUCAGACAGUUGGUAGUAACUCUGCGGGUAUCACUAAUGGAUCUGAUUUUUCGCGGUAUGCUCGGGACUGGAAAGCUUAUGUUAUUGGAACGAUUUCAUCGGGAUGGAUCACUGGUGUUCUCGUAUGUCUCGUUGGCCUAGUGACAACCAGCGCUGGCCAGAAGAUCUACGGAGAGGUAUACUGGAAUCCACCAGACCUUUUAAUGAAAAUGAUGGAUAACGGAGAUGGAUCAUCAGCAGCUCGAGCUGGUGUGUUCUUCCUCGCUUUUGGAUUCUGUCUAACUAGCAUGUUCGAAAACAUAUGCGGUAACGCCGUGGCUGGUGGUAUCGACCUUGCUGGGAUGUGUCCUCAUUACAUCAAUAUCAGGAGAGGUGCCAUCAUCACUUUCGUCGCCGCUUGGAUCGUCCAGCCUUGGCAGCUUGUGAACAAAGCGACAACAUUCAUCCAGGUUCUCAGCUCGUUCUCCGUCUUCCUGUCGCCGUUGAUCGGCCUCAUGGCAGCCGACUUUUAUAUCUUACGUGGACGUAAAAUCCGUCUAAGUCAUUUAUACUCAACGAAGAAUACUUCGUACUGGUAUUGGAAUGGUAUCAAUUGGCGAGCAGCCCUAGCCUGGGUCUGCGGUUGGAUCCCAACCAUCGGCGGCCUUGUCGUUGCUGUUGAGGGGGACACGAAUGCGCCUAGGGGUUUAUAUGAGAUAUACUAUAUGGCGUUCUUUAUUGGCUUCUUCACCAGCGCCAUUCUAUUCAUCAUCCUCAAUAAGCUGUUUCCUGUUGCUGGAAUGGGCGAGUAUGACGAAGCUGAUCUUUAUGGAACCUUCACUGUUAAGGAGGCGGCGAAUUUAGGGGUUAUCCCUGUGGACUUCCAGACUGAUGCCUACGAUGAUAGCGGUGAACUCUCUCUAGCCCAGGAGAUGUUUGAUAAGAAGGAGUAGGUAGUUUGCUGUUGUUUUCAUAUAUUUAUCAAGCAUACUAGAUCUAUCCAACGAAGCCAUGCUUUCAACGGAUACAGGGACAAUACAAUGGCGUAAGAUGACCCGCUGCCUUUUGCGUGGUAUAACAAAAUCCAUUUGAUAGAGUUAUUUAUGCGAACAGCUUUGUCGCAAUAUUGAGUAACAAACUGGUUCUCGCUGUGCUACAAACUCAAUUUACGGUGCCUAUAUAUAAACGUUCUGUCGAGAACCAAUUUUCACG